AUGACUUUGAUAUGGGGAACUCUAGUGGUUUUUCUAUUUGUAUAUUCCUUGUAUGUGCUACUAAACAUUCACAAGAGGAAAAGGUUUCCUCCAAGUCCAACAGGCUUUCCCAUUUUAGGACAUCUUCAUUUGUUAGCUGGUAAAAAUCCACACAAUGAUUUACAAAAACUAGCCAAGAAACAUGGUCCUAUUAUGUAUGUGCAAUUGGGACUGGUACCUGCAAUCGUUGCCUCGUCUGUUGAUGCAGUCGAGAAGUUCCUCAAGACAAAUGAUCACAUCUUUGCUAGUAGGCCUCAUAGUGAGGCAUCUCAAUAUUUGUCUUAUGGACAGAAGAAUUUGAUAUUUGCAAAGUAUGGUGUGUAUUGGCGCAACAUGCGCAAAUUGUGCACUGUUCACCUUUUAAGCAAUCACAAGAUCAAUUCAUUUCAAUCCAUGAGAAAGCAAGAAGUUCAACUUCUGAUUGAAUCGAUUAAAAAGGAAGCUCAUGAUCGUGUAGUUGUUGAUCUUAGUGCAAGGAUUUUGUCCUUGAAUGCUAACUUGACUUGCUUGAUGAUGUUUGGAAAGAAGUACAUGGAUGAGGACUUAGACAAGAGGGGAUUCAAAGCUAUUGUUCAAGAUGUUGUGGAUUUAGUAUCCACACCAAAUCUUGGAGAUUUUUUUCCUUUCCUUGGAGUUAUUGAUCUCCAGGGUCUCAAUCGCAAACUCAAGGAUCUUUCAAAGGUGUUUGAUGAGUUUCUUGAGAGGAUUAUUGAUGAACAUGUCGAGUAUCAUGAUCGGGAUCAAACCAAGGACUUUGUGGACACCAUGAUGGACAUAAUGCAAUCUGGAGAAGCAGAAUUUCAGUUUGACCGUCGUCACAUAAAAGCUAUCCUCUUGGACAUGCUUCUGGCUGCAAUGGACACUACAGCAUCAACAGCAGAAUGGAUACUCACCGAACUUCUUAGGCAUCCCCAAGUGAUGAAGAAACUCCAAAACGAGUUGCAAGAAGUGGUAGGCCUUGAAAGAAUGGUAGAAGAAUCAGACUUGGAGAACUUAAACUACUUAAACAUGGUUGUAAAUGAGGGCCUGAGGCUGCAUCCUGCAGUGCCACUAUUUUUUCAUGAGGCCAUGGAAGAUUGUGUAGUCGAUGAUUUCCACAUACAGAAGGGAUCCCGAAUCAUAAUAAAUUGUUACGCGAUUCAUAGGGAUCCAAACGUUUGGCCAGACCCUGAGAAGUUUUUUCCUGGGAGAUUUGUUGGGACACUACACCAAAAGAGACCUUUAGCGCUGUACAGUGUGCAAAUGAGCUGGAGCAGACCAAUCAAUACCUAUGUUAAUGUUCAUCGAAUUUCUAGAAGGAAUACGAGUGAAAAAAUCACUAAAGUACUGAACUCUGCCGCCGCUGUGCCGAACUCCACCGCUGUUGUGCCGAUUUCCGCCGCCGUUGUGUUGAUUUCCAUUGCUGACCAUUUGAGUUUCAUUGAAGGGAGAAGACGGAGGAAUAUUCAAAGUAAAAAGGAAUUGGGGCAAAAUGGGAGCAGUAUAGAUUUUCGUGGACGUGACUUUCAGCUUUUACCAUUUGGCUCUGGGAGAAGAAGCUGUCCUGGAAUGCAGUUGGGAGUUACCAUCGUUCGCCUUAUGGUGGCACAGUUGGUGCAUUGCUUUGAGUGGGAGCUUCCAAAUGGUAUUGAGCCUUGUGAUUUAGACAUUGAUUAGAAGUUUGGAAUGGUAACAUGUAGAGAAAAGCCUU
This is a messenger RNA of Solanum verrucosum, 1729 nucleotides long. Its product is annotated as cytochrome P450 71AU50-like. The record is from RefSeq and is a predicted model, not a curated record. Lineage: Eukaryota; Viridiplantae; Streptophyta; Magnoliopsida; Solanales; Solanaceae. Bases 1 to 1695 code for a protein of 564 amino acids. Gene Ontology annotation, molecular function: monooxygenase activity; oxidoreductase activity, acting on paired donors, with incorporation or reduction of molecular oxygen; iron ion binding. The transcript is spliced from 5 exons.